Messenger RNA from Symbiodinium sp. CCMP2592, 1164 nucleotides. The record is from the annotation of a GenBank genome assembly. Lineage: Eukaryota; Dinophyceae; Suessiales; Symbiodiniaceae.
AUGCACCAUGAUGACAAAGGACAGGUGGGGCGCUGCCAAGUUCGUUCUGGGGUCAAAGUCUUUGUGUGCAACGACUAUGUUUUCACGGACGCUCUCAAGCAGCUGCAAGAUCAUCGCUCCGGCUUCAUUUCUUACCUGACACAUGAAGAAUUCUUGGAUGUGACCGCUCCGAUGUUCCCCAAAGACACAGAGGAUCCACACAAAAUGGUUGUUCUGAAGCGCUCUAACAUCCUUGUCAGUGCCGGCAAGUGUUUGCUUCUCCGUCGCUUUACCCAAGAGGAGAUCACGGUUCCAUGCCUCAGCAUGGGUGCUUCUGCUGAGUUUCUGAAACCUUCCAGUGGUGACAGGUAUCAACAGUACCGCGACACCAAUGUCUCCAUGCAUCCGAAUUUCCACCGACAUGUGCAGUGGGAGGCUGACUAUGUCAACGCAAUCCUCAAUGGUAAAUCGCCGCCUCGUCCGGGCAUCACCAUCAGAAACAGUACGAUCAUUGACUUAGACGGUCCACCGCCAAAGGUUUCGCGCAGGAACUCUGCGAUCGACGUGCAUUCCGGCGAGAUCCUUGCAGAGAAAAUGGACAGGCUUGCGGAGACAGAAGAGGAUCUUUCGCACGCUACCGAUCGCGAGAUUCUCAAGAUCCUCAUCGAAGAUCGUGUUCUACCAGACUUGAAGGGAGCAGCAUGCCCUCAUUGGCAGCAUGGAAAACUCAGUGUUCUCACCACCAACGGUCGGGACGACAUUCUCCGAUAUCGCUGCAACCGACAGGGCUGCCAGCGAUACUUUCUUCCUCAACACCUGCAUCCCAUCUUCACUGCCACGAAAGGACCCGAAGGCAUCCACUACAAGUUCAAGCGGUUGCACUACUACUCCGCUAUGUCCAGCAAGAAGAAAAUCAAAUUCGGAGGGUGUCCCCGCGCGUGGACGGAGGUUGAGGCCGACGAGGCAACCGUCGACAAAAAUACUCUUACACCGGAGGAAGACAUGCAUGAUGACGGCAAGCCUGUUCUUUGGGAACAAUGGGGUGCAAGCGUUCAGCGAGGCAAUCCACAGUCACAGACCCUGGUCCUGCCGAAGCUCAAUCCGGCGAUGACCGUUCCCAAAGCACCCGGUCCGGGGCCAUCAGGAAGGCCAAUUGGAAGCCACUUGCCCGCCGACUCCUCAUGA